Mycosarcoma maydis (corn smut) is the source of this 1047-nucleotide messenger RNA. RefSeq lists its product as uncharacterized. The coding region runs from base 1 to 1047 and encodes 348 amino acids. The transcript has a single exon. The record is from RefSeq and is a predicted model, not a curated record. NCBI's taxonomy places the organism in Eukaryota, Fungi, Basidiomycota, Ustilaginomycetes, Ustilaginales.
AUGAAGUCGGUCAACCUCCCUACUGCAGCUGGCUCCUUGGCAGCUGCGCUUCUCCUCAUCGGUUCCUCGGUAGCACCGGUUGCUGCCCAGUCCGCCGCCACCAACGUCUCGGCCAUCCCUUCCAACAUCUCGGCCACCUGCACUACCUUCCUCUCCACUCUCAAUUCGGAUUCGCAGCUCGACGCUUGCACAAAGCCUCUCCUUGCAGCUACCAAGUUGUACUCUUCCAAUUCCACUGAUUCCGCCGCUCAGCUCGACUCGACGCUCGCCGACCUUUGCUCGAGCAACACCGGCUGCGAUGCCGACAUCAUCCGCCAGCGUCUCGACGAGUUUUGGCAAAACUGCCACACUGACCUUCAGAGUAACAAUGCCGUCGUACAGGCCAUGUACGACAACCUCUACAUGAUCACCCCGCUCGUCAACUCGAUCUGCAGCAAGGACGAAAAGAACGACUACUGUCUCAAAACCAUCGCAAAGGCAGCUGCCAGCUCUUCCCGUGUUCCCUCCUCCAACAGGCGCAGAGAUCUCGCCGAUGACCAAGACCAGGACGACAAGGAGGCUGAUGACGAUGACAACGAUGACGACGAUGACGACGAAGGAGACACUGUUGCUGAGCUUAUCAAGAGGCAAUCAUCUACCACCACCACAGCGGCAGGAGAGAACCUUGGUGGCCUGUACAACGAGACCGAGAUCACCGGCAAGUCCAACACCAACGCUGCCUUCCUCUUUAUCUCUUCUUCCAGCCCCAAAGCCAUCCUCUGCUCGGUAUGCACGCAGAACAUUCUGGCUUCCUACAUCAAGUUCGAGACUUCGAUCCCUUACGCCAUCGGUCUCCGCACGUCCAAGAUCUUGGCACCUCAGAGCGACAUUUACAAAGCUGCCAAGACCGACUGUGGUCAUGACUUUGUCGCCCAGGUUAACAAGAUCGCAAACACCACCCAGUUUGCUGCUGUCGUCAGCAGCGCGCCUUUCGCUGGCGCUAGGUCUGGCGUCGCCGCCCUCGCCACCCUGGCUGCUUCCGCUGUGGUUGCUCUCGUAGCUCUCUAA